CUCUCACGUGUUGCAGCGCCACAGGUUUGCUACCUGUCUUUGCGUGACAGCAGUGGGCUCGCGCACAGCACAGGCUCGCGCUCAGCGCUCUGCGCUCAGGAACGCGCGGAAACGCGAGUAGCGCUGAAUGGUUCCCGGUGUAGCCCCGCCCCCUGAGCCGAGCUCACACGUUUCCACAGUGUUAUCAAGUGCACUCGCGUCUGAACGGCGGAGAGAAUCAAAAGACGCUCGCUCUGCUUCUGUGUAAGUUCUCCAAACCCGGGUGUCGACCAUGCUGGACCCGUCCUCCAGUGAAGAAUCCGAGGCCGAACUUCCACCAGAGGAUGAAGCUGCGGUUAAAAGUCUGAGUGAAAAACUCCCGGAAAAGACGGAAAAAACCGAAAAGACCCCCGGAGCUGUGCGGACGCAGCAGAGCAAAAAAGCAGUUCCUCCUUCUCCUGAGGACGAGAAGAAAAGCGAGCAGGAAAGACUUCAGAGAGAAGAAGCGGAGAGGAAAACCAAACUGCAGAUUUAUGUGUUUGUACUGAGGUGCAUAGCGUAUCCUUUCAAUGCCAAACAGCCGACAGACAUGGCACGGAGACAGCAGAAGCUCAACAAACAGCAGCUACAGGCGGUGAAGGAGAGAUUUCAGGCCUUCCUUAAAGGAGAGACACAGAUUGUAGCUGACGAAGCUUUCUGCAAUGCCGUGCGCAGUUACUAUGAGGGUUUUCUGAAGAGUGAGCGUGUGACACGGAUGGUACAGAGUGGAGGCUGCUCAGCCAGUGAUUUCCGUGAGGUCUUCAAGAAGAACAUUGAGCGCCGUGUGCGUAGCCUGCCCGAGAUUGAUGGCCUGAGCAAAGAAACCGUGCUGAGCUCCUGGAUCACCAAGUACGACAUCAUUUUCAAGGGCGAGGAAGACCAGCGGCGGUCGCAAGGACGCAUGCCCUUCAGCGCGGUGUCCGAGCUCAUCCUCAGUAAGGAACAGCUCUAUGAGAUGUUCCAGCAGAUCUUGGGCAUCAAGAAAUUUGAGCAUCAGCUGCUCUACAAUGCUUGCCAGCUGGAUAAUGUUGAUGAGCAGGCAGCACAGAUCCGCAGAGAAUUGGAUGGAAGACUGCAACUCACGGACAGAAUUGCCAGACAGGAAAGGAAGUUCCCUAAGUUCAUAUCUAAGGACAUGGAGAUGAUGUAUGUGGAGGAGCUGAGGUCAUCAGUCAACCUGCUAAUGGCAAAUCUGGAGAGCCUUCCUGUAGCCAAAGACUUGAAGCCCAAAAUCAAGCCAAAACUCACUCCUAUGAACAGCUUCCUGGAUAUAGGAGAUGAGAAUGAUCUGCCACUUUCCAAAUCAGAUGUAGUGCUAUCCUUCACUCUGGAGAUUGUGAUCAUGGAGGUACAGGGGCUGAAGUCAGUGGCCCCUAACAGAAUAGUCUAUUGUACCAUGGAAGUAGAAGGAGGAGAAAAACUUCAGACAGAUCAGGCUGAGGCCUCCAGACCACAGUGGGGCACGCAAGGAGACUUCACCACCACCCACCCACUGCCUGUGGUCAAAGUGAAGCUGUUUACUGAGAGCACAGGUGUCCUGGCUCUGGAGGACAAAGAGCUGGGCAGGGUGGUAUUGAACCCUACAACAAAUGGGCCGAAAACUGCAGAGCUGCACAAGAUGAUCAUCCCUAAAAACAGCCAGGAUGUAGACCUGAAGAUUAAACUGGCUGUGCGUAUGGACAAACCACCAAACAUGAAGCACAGUGGGUACCUCUAUGUACUGGGGCAGAGAGUGUGGAAACGAUGGAAGAGGCGAUAUUUUGUUCUUGUUCAGGUUAGCCAGUACACAUUCGCCAUGUGCAGCUACAGAGAGAAAAAAUCAGAGCCACAUGAGCUCAUGCAGCUGGAUGGAUACACAGUAGAUUAUUCUGAUCCACAGCCCGGUCUUCAGGGAGGCCAAGUCUUUUUUAGUGCAGUCAAGGAGGGGGAUUUGGUGGUAUUUGCCACGAAUGAUGAACAAGACCGAACGCUGUGGGUGCAGGCGAUGUAUCGCGCCACAGGCCAGUCCUACAAACCAGUACCUCCUGCACAGAACCAGCAGCACAACUGCAGAGGGGGGAGUAUCCAGAAAGAUGCCCCUGCUUCAUUACUCAGUUUGGAGAGGGCAGGAGUCGAGGAGCUCAUCUCUGCCGUUCCCUGCAGCUUCAAUCACGCAAACCUGUUUCAAAUGCUGCAGAAACACACACUCCACCACCGCAUGAAUGACUCCUUCUCCUGCCUGGGAUGGUUCAGCCCAGGCCAGGUGUUUGUUCUGGAUGAGUACUGUGCUCGGUAUGGCGUGAGAGGCUGCCAUCGCCACCUCUGUUACCUGAAAGAACUGAUGGAAUUCUCAGAGAACAAUGCGUUGGUGGACCCCACCCUCCUCCAUUACAGCUAUGCCUUCUGCGCGUCUCAUGUCCAUGGGAACAGACCUGAUGGAAUGGGUACCAUCACAGAAGAGGAACAGGAGGAGUUUGAAGAGAUAAGGGUCAGGCUGCUGACUCUGUUGGAGAAACAGAUUACACAUUUCAGGUACUGUUUCCCCUUUGGACGCCCAGAGGGGGCUCUAAAAGCCACACUGUCACUUCUAGAACGGGUUCUUAUGAAAGACAUCACCACACCAGUCCCUGCUGAGGAGAUGAAGAAGAUUGUUCAGAAAUGUUUGGAAAAGGCUGCACUCAUCAACUACACCCAGCUGACUGAUUACGCCCAGUUUGAAGCCGACUGCCCUCAAGUGCCCCCAGAGAAGAGGCUAGAAGACAUGAUGCGCCUGGGGGAGCUGUGUAUGGAGGUGCUCCAGCAGAAUGACGAACAUCAUUCUGAGGCUUUCUCCUGGUGGCCUGAAGCAAUGGCAGAGCAUGCUGAAACGUUCUUGUCCCUCUACACAGUAGACAUGGAUGCAGCUCUGGCGGUGCAGCCACAGGACUCCUGGGACAGCUUUCCUCUCUUUCAGCUGCUCAACAAUUUCUUGCGUACUGAUCCACACUUGUGCAAUGGAACAUUCCACAAGCACCUGCAGGAGCUCUACAUGCCUCUGGUGGUACGCUAUAUUGAUCUGAUGGAGUCCUCCAUCGCCCAGUCUGUCCAUCGUGGCUUUGAGCAAGAGACCUGGCAGUCUGUCAAGACUAUUACCAACAAUCUGCCAAGUGUGCCUUUGCCUAAAGUUCCCAACCUGCCCCUCAAUCUUCCUCAGAUGCCCAGCUUCUCCACCCCCUCCUGGAUUGGACCACUAUGUGAUAACACUAAUGGCUCAGCGACAUCAGAGGACCUGUUCUGGAAGCUGGACGCUCUCCAGAUGUUUGUAAUGGACCUGCACUGGCCGGAGCCGGAGUUUGCCAGACAUCUGGAGCAGAGGCUGAAGCUCAUGGCUAGUGAUAUGAUGGAGGCCUGUGUCAAAAGGACCAAAGCAGCUUUUGAUAUUAAGAUGCAGAAGUCAAGUAAGUCCACUGACUUCAGGGUGCCUUUGUCCGUCUGCACCAUGUUCAACGUUCUUAUGGAUGCUAAGAAACAGUACUCUAAGCUGUGUAUCCUCGACCAAGGCCAGGAGAUGGACCAACAGUGGCAACAGUACCAUUCUAAAAUUGAUGUCCUGAUCGAUGAGGCCUUUAAAGAAAUGAUCUCCUGCCUGGUUUCAAAGUUUGCUGCUGUUUUGGAUGGUGUGCUGUCCAAGCUUUCACGAUAUGAUGAAGGAACAUUUUUUUCUUCAAUCCUUUCUUUUACUGUAAAAGCAGCAGCCAAGUAUGUGGACGUCCCAAAACCUGGCAUGGAUCUAGCAGACACCUACAUUACAUUUGUGAGGCAAAACCAGGACAUCCUCAGAGACCGUGUGAAUGAUGAGAUGUACACAGAGAAAAUCUUUGGCCAAUGGUACAACACUUCCAUGAAAGCGGUGUGUGUUUGGCUUACGGACAGACUGGACCUGCAGCUCCAUGUCUAUCAGCUCAAAACCCUCAUCAAGAUAGUCAAGAAGUCCUACCGUGACUUCAGACUGCAGGGUGUCCUGGACAGCACCUUGAACAGCAAGAACUACGAGACCGUCUACAACCGGCUCACUAUAGAGGAGGCCACAGCCACUGUGUCUGCGGGAGACGGACUGCAGGGCAUCAGCAUGAGAGACAGUGAUGAAGAGGAGGGUUAACUUCAGUCCAUCAUUAUCAGAUUCGUCACUCUGGAUCAUGUUAGAUGUUUAUAUAAAACGCUUCACUGAGAGAAGCCAAUCUAAAGCUAUUUCUGUCCAUGCUACAGCACCUCUGUCCAAGCAUAACUGUACUGUUAUUACUGUGUGCCUGUACAAUAUAGUUCACUGACCACCCGCUGAUGGCUCACAUGUCUGUAUCUUUGUUAUAUUUCAUUUGAUGUUCAGUGAUUUGGUAAAUUAAUGUCCAACAAACCUGGCUAUAACUGUGUACACUAGAGGUGCUGCUAGAGGUGCUGAGGGCUAGACGUAGGUAAAAACCUGAACAACUAUAUAAAAACACAAAACGGCUUGUCUGUGGAUCUUAUCUUUGGUACAAAUGGGACCACAUAUAAGAAAGUUCUCAUAUGCGCUUUACACUGUGGCAUGAACAUUGCACACGCAGGUCCGAAGUCUGACACAGGAAUAAGAUGCUAGUGUUGUGUGAUAAUGUAACUGGUGACAUUAUUAUGAACUUCAGUUCUUCUGUAGAAUUAACAAUGAGUUGUGUUAAUUGUGUAUGUUUCUGUAUGUUGUUGCCUAGUUAUGUUUUACUUAAGAGAGAAUAUGUCAUUUAAUUGUAAGGGGAAGGUGUGUGUGUGUAUAUGUGUGUGUGUGUGUGUGUGUGUGUGUGAGAGAGAGAGAGAGAGAGAGAGAGAGAGAUAUUUCUAUUGUAUUUUGUGCACCUGAGUUUGAACAGGUGUGUUUGAAAUGUUAGAAUUAAAAGUGUUUUUAAUGUUUA
Pangasianodon hypophthalmus (striped catfish) is the source of this 4913-nucleotide messenger RNA. It is a transcript of the gene cadps2, whose product is annotated as Ca++-dependent secretion activator 2. Lineage: Eukaryota; Metazoa; Chordata; Actinopteri; Siluriformes; Pangasiidae. The record is from RefSeq and is a predicted model, not a curated record. Gene Ontology annotation, biological process: positive regulation of exocytosis; synaptic vesicle exocytosis; dense core granule exocytosis. The coding region runs from base 272 to 4135 and encodes 1287 amino acids. Gene Ontology annotation, cellular component: glutamatergic synapse. The transcript has 29 exons.